AUGCCUUUCGGGUUGAGGAAUGCGGGAGAAACCUACCAGCGCCUCAUGGACAAGAUUUUUCGUAGGCAGAUUGGGACGUGCUUGGAAGUAUAUGUGGACGAUAUGGUGAUCAAGUCCACCUCCACCGCCGAUCACCUAAAAUACCUCCACACGAUUUUUGACGAGGUGAGGCGGCACCACAUGCAAUUGAAUCUGGCUAAAUGCACGUUCGGGGUUGCCGGGGGAAAAUUUCUGGGUUUCAUGUUGUCAAAGAGAGGUAUAGAAGCCAACCCCGAUAAAUGCCAAGCCAUCAUCAAUAUGAGAAGCCCCCUUAAUAUAAAAGAAGUACAGCGCUUGGCCGGACGCAUCGCCUCCCUGGCUCGAUUCCUGCCUUGCAUGGCGGACAAAUCGAGACCCGUUAUGUCUCUGUUGAAGAAAGACACCAAGUUUAAGUGGACUGACGAAUGUGAAUCAACCUUUCAAAACUUCAAAACAAUACUAGCAACUCCACCACUGCUAGCCAAGCCGGAUCCCCAGUUGGACAUGAUAGUAUACAUCUCGAUUUCAAACAAAGCCAUCAGCACAACAUUGGUGCAAGAGAAAAUAGAGCAGACGCCGGUGUUCUUCAUCAGCCAGGUCCUACAGGAAGCCGAGACGAGAUAUCAACAUCUCAAAAAAAUAGUUUUAGCACUCGUGCACACGGCCAGGCGUCUCCGAUAUUACUUCCAGAGCCACCGAAUUCUCAUCCGAACGGACAGCCCCAUCGUCAAAGUCUUGCGGAAACCCGAGUUAGCCGGACGGAUGGUUGCUUGGUCCAUUGAAUUGUCACAAUUCGAUAUUCGCUUUGAACCAAGAGGACCCAUCAAGGCCCAGAGCAUGGCCGAUUUCAUAAAUGAAUUCACACUGCAGAUAAUUCCCGAGCCACACGUUUGGACGCUGCACGUGGAUGGAUCGUCAAACCAGCAAGGUAGCGGUGACGGCAUCAUUUUGGAAGGUCCCGGCAAAACGAUAAUAGAACAGUCACUGCGGUUCGGAUUCAAAACUUCUAAUAACCAGGAAGAGUACGAGGCUCUUCUCGCAGGCCUAAGAUUGGCAAAAGACCUAGGCAUCGCUAGAAUCCAGUGCUUUAGCGACUCGCACGUCGUGACAGGGCAAGUCAACGGCACCUUCCAGAUCAAAGAGCCAACUUUACUUUUGUACUUUCAUGCUUUCCAGAAACUAAAGAGCAGCUUUGACAUUGUCCAAGUUACACACACUCCCAAGGAACACAAUACAAGAGCCGACCAGCUAGCCAAACUAGCUAGUAGCAAGAAAGCUAGCCAUUUGCGAAAAAACCACUGCUGGAUGGAUGCCAUAGUAAACCACCUCCUAACCGGAGAAUUGCCCGAAGAUCCCCUCGAAGCUAAGAAAUUGAGAACUUUGGCAGCACGAUACACUCUGAUUGUCGGAGAAUUGUACAAGCGAGGCUUGUCGACACCACUGUUGAAAUGUCUCACCCCCGAACAGGCACACUACGUUCUCCGUGAAGUUCAUGAAGGUGUGUGCGGAACUCACUCGGGAAGCCGAACCCUUGCAGCCAAAGUCGUCCGCACAGGGUACUACUGGCCAACCUUAGCUACUGAUUGCGCCGAAUUUAUUCAGCGGUGCAAACCAUGCCAACAAUUCAGGCCAUUAACACAUCAACCUCCAGAAGAAUUUCAUUCUAUCACAACCCCAUGGCCAUUUUCUAUCUGGGGCAUGAACAUACUGGGACCCUUCCCACCAGCCAAAGGGCAAGUGAAGUUCCUCAUUGUGGCUGUGGACCACUUCACUAAAUGGAUUGAAGCAGAAGCAGUAGCCGCCAUAACGACCAACAACAUUUAG
This is a messenger RNA of Cajanus cajan (pigeon pea), 1842 nucleotides long. Lineage: Eukaryota; Viridiplantae; Streptophyta; Magnoliopsida; Fabales; Fabaceae. The record is from RefSeq and is a predicted model, not a curated record.